AACGUAAACAAACCAUUUUCUAAAAUCUCGCGAGUUUUCACGAAAAGAUGUCCGUGGAGCCUGUUUCGGAAAUUCCUUUGGACCGUAAGUUAUCGGAAAUAUUCGAUGAAGGAUAUGGGAUUUUCAAACAGACCCUCGAUGCCGGCACCUCACAGAAUGAAAUCAACAAAUGCAUGAGGGCAUUUGAGGAUGCAACGCGACUGGUCAGCCUUGUCGGGAUGUUCAGCAGCAACGAGUCCAUCGAGGAGGUACCUACGGAAAACCUUCGGUAUAUGCUGCUACCGUAUUACCUUGGCAGGAUGUCCUCCCAGCUACAAAGCCAGGAUCGCAAGGAAGUGGUAGAAGUGUCCGAAAUUUACUACAAGGAUUUUUUGAAACGCUGCGAACAAUAUGGUUUAUUCGCAAAACCGGACCACGAUACGGACUCGCUGGCACAGGCGGUGGAGUCGGCAGCAAUCGUGCCGGGAGCGAUGAGCGAUAAACUGCGUGAGCUGAACCGUAUGGGCUACGAGCGCCAGGAGAAAAUACGAAAAUAUCAAGAAAAGAAGGAACUGGAGGAGAAAAUAAAGGAGCUGAGCCUGCUGGUGGAGAACGGCAACACGGAAGUGGACGAGGACAGAAAGCGGGAAUACUAUUCUAAGCUUCUCCGUGCGGCCAUCCUGGAAGCUCAAGAUGAAUUGGUGUCGAUCGAAAAGGAAAAACAGAUGCUUGCGUACAUAGCUGGCCUACCGAAACGGGUAGAAAAUGAUGAGGGCCAGGGACCUCUUGAUCGCGCAACUCGAAAACACCCACCGUCCAGACCUCUGAAGCCAAUUAUCAUAACUCGCGAUGCGGUACAGAAAGCGGUAUACGGCCGGGGAUACCCAAGCUUUCCCACGAUGACGGUUGCCGAGUUCUACGAACAGCGAGUUGCCGAGGGCAUCUUUCCGGAUGCCGAAAAGAUGAAGGAGGUGAACAAAAACUCGUUGAUGAAUCGUGUGUAUCAAGAUAAUGCCGCCGAGCUGGAUAAGGAGCAGGAGCAAGAGGAAAAGUUGAUCGAACAAGACGAUGAAGAGUAUCUGGCUCGUCAGCGUGCGAAGGAUGAAUUCAAAGAUGAGCAUCGUCGCGGAGAAGGUAAUCGUUAUAACCGCAGCUAGGCUUUUACUUCCAUCACGCACAGGGAUGUUGUAUUGCAGAAUCCGAUAAGAGGGGACAUUUUCAUUUAAAUCUUCCUAUGUUUGUAGCAUCAUUCAUUUGGCCAAUAAAUUAUAGUACAUACUAAUC
Anopheles darlingi is the source of this 1263-nucleotide messenger RNA. RefSeq names its product immunoglobulin-binding protein 1 (gene Tap42). Gene Ontology annotation, biological process: regulation of dephosphorylation; regulation of signal transduction. Gene Ontology annotation, molecular function: protein phosphatase 2A binding. The record is from RefSeq and is a predicted model, not a curated record. Bases 48 to 1136 code for a protein of 362 amino acids. Lineage: Eukaryota; Metazoa; Arthropoda; Insecta; Diptera; Culicidae. Gene Ontology annotation, cellular component: cytosol. The transcript has 3 exons.